This is a messenger RNA of Rhineura floridana, 4091 nucleotides long. It is a transcript of the gene CPOX, whose product is annotated as coproporphyrinogen oxidase. The transcript is spliced from 7 exons. Bases 72 to 1520 code for a protein of 482 amino acids. Gene Ontology annotation, cellular component: cytoplasm; mitochondrial intermembrane space. Lineage: Eukaryota; Metazoa; Chordata; Lepidosauria; Squamata; Rhineuridae. The record is from RefSeq and is a predicted model, not a curated record. Gene Ontology annotation, molecular function: coproporphyrinogen oxidase activity.
UCGACGGCACCUCCCUUUUCGACGCUGCUGGGCGUUGUAGUCUGGAUGCAGAUUGCUGACAGCGAGAGUGGAUGACGGCGGAACUACCUUUCCAAAGAGCCUUUGCGCCGGGCCUGCCUCUCCCUACGCCGCCGAGGCGUGGGGGCAAGUGUGCUGCUUCUGUAUCAGGGAGGGCGGCGGUUGAGGCUCACUGGUGGACAUCCGCGGUCGCCGUUAUGUCUCGUCUCCUGGGCAAGAUUAGCGCCAUGGGUGCCCGGGGGCUGUCGCUAAGCCCCGGGCCGCGCUGCUCCAGGAGCUUCUCCGUAGGCGGCUGCCAGCCGCCCCCGGUUAGUUCCCGCUGGGCUGAGAAAGGCUGGUGGCGGCCGGCGCUCACCUGGAGCGCGGGCGCUGCGGCGGUGCUAGCCGGAGUGGGGUUGGUGCGGCGGGCGGAGAUGGAGCAGCAGCAACCGCCACCGCGAAGGCACCAGCGACAGCAACAGGAGCCGCGGGAGGAGCCCGACGGCAGCAGCGAGGAGGACGAGCUGGCGCGGUGCUGCGCACGCUUCAUGGCGCCGCCGGUGAGCGGGCUGUGCGAGCUGCGGGGCCGGCGCGGGGAGAUGCGGAGCCGUAUGGAGCUGCUCAUCAUGGAGACGCAGAGCCAGGUGUGCCGGGCCAUGGCCCAGGUCGACCGUAGCGCCGCUUUCACCGUGGACCGCUGGGAGAGGAAGGAAGGUGGGGGAGGCAUCAGCUGUGUACUUCAGGAUGGUGAAAUCUUUGAGAAGGCUGGAGUUAAUGUGUCUGUUGUUUUUGGGAACCUCUCUGAAGAAGCGGCUCAACAGAUGAGAAGCAGGGGGAAAACUCUGAAGGGCAAAAGUGGAAAAUUGCCUUUUUGUGCGAUGGGAGUCAGUUCCGUUAUCCAUCCAAAGAACCCUUAUGUUCCCACCAUACACUUCAACUACAGAUACUUUGAAAUUGAGGAGGCAGAUGGUACUAAACAAUGGUGGUUUGGUGGUGGAACAGACCUUACUCCAACUUACCUGGACAAAGAUGAUGCUGUUCAUUUCCACAAAACUCUGAAGGAGGCCUGUGAUCAGCAUAAUCGAGAGCUGUACCCUAGAUUUAAGAAAUGGUGUGAUGAUUACUUUUAUAUCAAGCACCGAGGAGAACGGCGAGGGAUUGGAGGCAUAUUUUUUGAUGAUCUGGACUCGCCUUCAAAAGAAGAAGUCUUUCAGUUUGUGCAGAGUUGUGCCCAAGCCAUUGUGCCUUGCUACAUUCCCAUUGUGAAGAAACACUGUCGUGACACAUUCACACCAGAGGAAAAAUUGUGGCAGCAGAUCCGUAGAGGGAGGUAUGUCGAAUUCAAUCUUGUUUAUGACAGAGGCACUAAAUUUGGACUUGCAACACCAGGAUCUAGGAUUGAAAGCAUUCUUAUGUCUUUGCCACUCACUGCCAGAUGGGAAUAUAUGCAUUCACCUCCAGAGAAUUCCAGGGAAGCAGAAAUCCUAGAAGUUUUGCGCCACCCAAAGGACUGGGUACACUGACAAGCAGUGUUGGCUGCGUACAGCAGGCCACGAGGAAAGUGCAUCAACUCCUGCCCGCUUGCUCAUCCAACUGUCUUUAUGUGGCAGUUACAUUUUUGUCUCCUUAUUCUCUUCUCACGUGCCUUAGAAAUAGUGUUUCAGUUUCGAUAUAUUUACGUGUUCACUUGAAAAGCCACAAGCUGCUCCAUUUGCACUUUCUUGAUGGGAGGUUUGCCAGGCCAUUUGUACCGGUAUGAGACAGUAGGGCAAGGUGUGAUGCGCUCCAAAGGUGAUCAGCAAACACACACCCUCCUAAGCUUUAGGCUCAGAAGGAGCAGUCUGUGAGGUGCCUUGACCGUGGUUAAAAUACUUUGUUCCUGACAUGGCCUUUUCUGAGGGUCCAAAGUUCUUUGCUUGGCAUGCUUUCGGUGUCUGGCAUAGGUCUUGUUUUUAAUCAGCAGAAUUACCAUUCAUUAGAAAUGGUUUCAGAUAAAACCUACGCCCUAGAAGAGAAAAUCUGUCAUGUUUUAACCACUGUAAAGCUGGAGUUCAAGGGGAGUACUGCCAAAGUUGGGCUGCGCCAUCCAACUUACGCUAAUUGUACAAAAAGUACAUGGGGAAGUGAAAAGUUCAGGUUCCUCUAAGAUGGGCUCGCUGCUCCCACCACCUCUACUGUAUAAAUUACAUUACAUCACGUUAUUGUGUAUAAAUUACAAUAUAUUUGGGAAAGGGCUGUACCUCAGCGGUGGAGCAGAUGCUUUGCAUGCAGAAGUUCAGUCGCUGGUGCCUCCAGGUAGAGCUGGGAAAGGGCUGCUUGAAACUCUGGAGAGUCUCUGCCGGUCAGUGUCAGUAUUGAGCUAGAUCGAUUAAGGGUCUGAUGUGGUAUAAAGCAACGUCCUUUGUUCCGACAUGUGCAAACAGCCGGUAUUUUUCCACAUGCCUAGGGUAGCGCUUAAGCCACUUGCUGGAUGAAAUCUUUCAGCCUUGGCCCACAAGAAUCUUUCUUUAACCUAGUACAAGGUUUUCCAAAGCAGUGGAUCACUUCGCCCUCAGGACUUGGAAGAGUGGUGGUGAGGAGUUUCUACAGGACCAGAAGCUUGGCUAACCUCAUCUGAAUAAGAAUGGGCAGUGGGAACUCAGACCAAUUUCACAAGUGAUGCUCUUCUUGUAUCUCCCACAUUUGUAAAUAAAAUGAAAAGGCUGUACGGAUUAGAAUGUGUGUAUUUAAUUUUUGAGUUCUGUCUCGCUAACCACAUUCACAAGAGGUUCAAAACCACCAAACAAAAAGUGCUCCUAAUGACACUCUGAAAAUGUCCAUAGAGGGGUGAGGCAAAGUAAGAUAAAGUUUAUUUUUAUCCCACUUCUCAGCCAAAAGGUCUGAAAAGCUGCUCUUAAAGAAUUCAAAUUCAAACUGAACCUGUCUGAGUUGGCAGCAUGCAUUGUAGGGAUGUAUGGAGAGGGAAACUGAAUAUGAAGAGAAGUGGCAGAAAUAGCUGGGAAUGUCUUGGAGCAAAACCUAUUUCUGCCACAUCAAAUUUGUGAGAAAAGGAUGCUGUGAUCUCAGGGUUACUGAUCAUUUUAUAAAACAUUAAUUGUGCCUAUUCUCAUGAAUGGUGCCCCUAUGAUACAAUUUUCUUUUUGAAUUGCACAAUACUUGUUUUUAAUAAUGUGAGUCUGCAUGUACUUUUCUUAGAAUUUUAAGGUAAUUUUUUCCAAAGUCUCUGUUCCCCUUCCUAGAUAUGUAGGAGCAGAGAUGUCCUUGUUCAUUGGCCAUGCUGACUGAGGCUGAUGAGAACGGAGUCCAGCAACAUAUGGAUGACCUCAAAUUCCCCACCCAUGAUUUUAAUUUUUCAGUGUAUAUUAUACACUGGAAGGAUGCAAUUCUAUGCACACACUUGGGAGGAAGCCCUAAUGAACUAAGUGGGACACUUCUGAGUAAACAUAUAUUGGAUAUUUUGCUUCUAGCUUUAUAGGCUUAAGUUUGUUCUGUGUGUGUGUGUUUAAACUUCCCUCAGUUUUUCACUCAAUGCAGAAAAUGGAGGGAUCUGAGGGAAGAGAGCUGAAGACAUACCAUGCGCUUUGCCAUGUUUUGUAGAAUCCUAGAUUUGAUUGAAUCCCUGAAUAUGUUCUGUAUUCUGCAACAAUUGACAGUUCCCAGCAUCAUGUGCUAAGAGUGUUGCUUGUUAAGUAAUCCAGUUAAAUGUUUUAGCAAUGCUAUGACCGUUAACAUUGCUCCUGCUUUGAGACUUGGAUCAGAGAGAUUUGCAGUUGCAUUAAUUGGCUGUAACAAUACUUUAAAACAUUGUUCAUCAUUCAAGAAAAAGUAUUGCAUAGGAGUGUUUUCAGUUUCCCCUAGGAUUUAUUUUUAAUUUAAGUCCUUGGGGCUUGAAGGUGGAUUUUCUCCCUUGAAUUUUUCCUGUUCUUCCACGCUCCCUCCCCAACAGCCUUCAUAUCGUUACAUUCAAAUCUGCACAAUCUCAGAUUUAUUUUGUGCUAUCACAAAAUGUUGUUGACUUUAAUGUUCUGUUGCCAGCUGAACUUGUAAUUCUUCUCUACUGUGAAACUAAAUUAAAUAAAAUGGCUACGAACUUG